Arvicola amphibius (Eurasian water vole) is the source of this 702-nucleotide messenger RNA. RefSeq names its product vesicle-associated membrane protein 7-like. Gene Ontology annotation, biological process: exocytosis; vesicle fusion. Bases 113 to 649 code for a protein of 178 amino acids. The transcript is spliced from 2 exons. Gene Ontology annotation, cellular component: membrane; SNARE complex. The record is from RefSeq and is a predicted model, not a curated record. Gene Ontology annotation, molecular function: SNAP receptor activity; SNARE binding. Lineage: Eukaryota; Metazoa; Chordata; Mammalia; Rodentia; Cricetidae.
CUGCUCCCCUUGGAUAGGAGGCCGAGUUCCCACUAGAGGGUACGCGGACAGAUUGAAGUCAUGGCCAUUCUUUUUGCUGUUGUUGCCAGGGGAACCACUAUCCUUGCCAAACAUGCUUGGUGUGGAGGAAACUUCCUGGAGUUACUUGUUUCAUUAUAUCUGCCAAGACAGGAUUGUGUAUCUUUGUAUCACUGAUUUUGAGCGUUCUCGAGCCUUCAGUUUUCUUAAUGAAGUAAAGAGGUUCCAGACUACUUAUGGUUCCAGAGCACAGACUGCACUUCCAUAUGUUAUGAAUAGUGAGUUCUCGAGUGUGUUGGCUGCACAGCUGAAGCAUCACUCCGAAAAUAAAGGACAAGACAGAGUGAUGGAGACUCAAGCACAAGUGGAUGAACUAAAAGGAAUCAUGGUCAGAAACAUAGAUUUGGUUGCUCAACGUGGAGAAAGAUUGGAAUUACUGAUAAAACAGAACCUUGUGGAUUCAUCUGUAACUUUCAAAACUACCAGCAGAAAUCUUGCUCGGGCCAUGUGUAUGAAGAAUAUCAAGCUUACUGUCAUCAUCAUCAUCAUCAUCGUAUCGAUUGUGUUCAUCUAUAUCAUUGUGUCACCUCUCUGUGGUGGGUUUACAUGGCCAAGCUGUGUAAAGAAAUAAAAAAGAAAACAUUACCAUUAACCAAGGAUAUAAGAGUGAAAGGAAAGGCAAUC